CUGUGGCCGAGUGUUAAACAUGGCUUCGGGAGGCAGGGAUUUUCUUGAAUCUCUCUCGUCAUCCAUCCAGCGCACACAUCUGAUGCAGAUGGACUCGGUACAGCGAUGGGUUGAGGACCUGAGGUUAAUGGCAGAAUGUGAAUGCAUGUACAUACUUCAAUCAAAGCCCAUCGGCGUGGACAAUGAGGGACACAACGAGCUGGUCAUAACAACGCAGCCAGAUUUACCCGACAGCCUGCAGGCGCUGCUGAAGAGGGCAUGGACUAUCACCACAGAACUGUCCAAGAUUUUCUACAAGCUGGAAGUAAACAGGUGGCAAUGCAUCCACAGUGCAGUGGUGAGAGUGAGCUGCCACGUCAGGUCACUGGUAAACGACUGCGAUAGUUGUGACAAUAAUGCUUCAGGAGAGUUACAGCAGUUUGGGAAGAUUUUAAUCGAGAAAUGCACAGAACUGUUUGCAAUCACCGAGAGUUUUACAUACGAUGAAGAUGAAGCCACAUUCGCGUCUGUGAAAGCUGAGAUUGUCGAAACAUUGGCAUCAUUCAGUCAGUCGUUCAGUCAGAUGGUGGAACUUGCGCUCACCCACGAGAUAAAGAGCCUGGUGAAUCAGCUAGAUACAGAAACCAACCUGUACAACAUCGAAGCAGCAAUCAGUAGCCUCGUUGGGCUAACGCAGGAAGGUGUACACUUAUGCCACAUUAUAGCCAAGGAAGGUGGGGUGGCAAUGCUCUUCAAACUGUGCAGACAAGAGGCUCCUUGUUAUUUACAUAUCCUUGCCCUGAGAGCGCUGGCAUCAAUAUGUGUUGUGGAAGAAGGCAUCAGUGAGCUGGAAAAGGUGGAUGGCGUGCUGUGUUUGGCUGACCUGUUGACGGAUGAAUCCCACCCUGAAGCCACGCGGGCAGAAGCUGCAGCAGUGGUCUCACAGAUCACAUCUCCACAUCACGCCUUCACCCAACAUCUCAGCAGCUUCCUGGAAAACAUGGAGGACAUAGUAACCGCACUUAUCAAUUUAUGUAAAGAUGCCUCAUCCAGUGAGGUGUUCCAACUGGCAUCUGCUGCCCUUGCCAACAUCACAUUCUUUGACUCAAUGGCGUGUGAGACUCUGCUACAGUUGAAUGCAACCAAAACCCUUAUCCAAGCCUGCCGUGACCCGCAGCGAGUCGACACGCCCUACGCCAAAGAUCAGGUGGUGACGAUACUGGCAAAUAUGGCUGUAUUAGAUCAAUGCCCAUCCGAGAUGAUACAGGAAAAUGGUGUGGAACUAUUGCUGGAAUUUCUCCAUGAACGUCCCGCACCAGGGAUCUCAACAGAGAGUGCAGCAUUGGAGAGAGUGUUACAAAAGUCUGCCGUCACACUAGCCCGCUUAAGCAGGGAGCCAAAUGUCUGCAGCAUUGCCUCCAGUCUGAACUGUAUUCCCCGCCUGAUUGAACUCUGUCGGUCACCCUCUGAGAGGAAUAAUAAUGAUUCAGUACUAGUCGCUUGCUUGGCUGCAUUACGGAAGCUGGCGCUGGCCAGCCCUCAGUGCAUUGAAGACUCGGACUACCAGCAGUUGGUGAAGCCCCGGCUUGUCGAUUCCUUCUUGCUUUGCUCAAAUAUGGAGGAAAGUUUUGUCUGAAAGCGACUUGGCGAAUCGUGCGAUUAAUGCUGAGGGAACGUCAUAGGGUGUGGAAACAGGCCCUUCGGCCCAACUUGCCCA
This is a messenger RNA of Amblyraja radiata (thorny skate), 1696 nucleotides long. RefSeq names its product INSC spindle orientation adaptor protein (gene insc). Bases 20 to 1615 code for a protein of 531 amino acids. Lineage: Eukaryota; Metazoa; Chordata; Chondrichthyes; Rajiformes; Rajidae. Gene Ontology annotation, cellular component: apical cortex. Gene Ontology annotation, biological process: asymmetric cell division; regulation of asymmetric cell division; apical protein localization. Gene Ontology annotation, molecular function: cytoskeletal adaptor activity. The record is from RefSeq and is a predicted model, not a curated record. The transcript is spliced from 12 exons.